CCGCAGGGUAGGGGUUUAGUCGAGUUGGCGCAUUGUCACACACAGAUGUGCCUCUUUACCCUGACACAACACCGUGACGGACUCAAACUCAAGACCCACAGUCACUCAGGUUACAUUCACAAGGCGUAUAACAGCCCCGAGAGUCCUGUCAGAUUGUGUACCGCUGGAGCCCAACUUCCAGAAGCCACUUUCCUAAUUCUCCAACCAAGCCUUAUCGUCCGCGACGUGUCCUCGGAGCAUACAGCUGAUUUAGCAGAAUAAAUAUCGGAGAGUGCCCGGGUCGGGACUAGGGAAAACUGUCUUCUCCUCACAAGCAUAGGUUUAUUCGCCUUUUUUUCCCGAAGACGCUGUCAGCGAUUUCCCUCUGCAUCUCCUGGUUCACGUUUUGGAAGGGGACAGUAGUGCCUCUGCCUGCAUUCAUAUCCCGAGACCGACGGUGUGUUCCAAAGCAACGUAUUCUGUUCUGCUCUGACAAGGAACGUAUUUUCUCAUUGAACCAGACAGUGUUCAUUUCUCAGGAUCAAAACCUGAAACGAAGACGCGUCUCCGUUUUCAAUCAAAUGUCAUAAAACUCUUAUUGCGCACGAGUCAAUACUUUUCUUGCGGGGACGACGCCGACUUUUUAAUUACUUCAGACUGUAAUAUAUCAGGGGAGAAGUCCCCCACUUGAGGGCGAAAUCAGACAUUCGAGGACGGCAAGUUCGAGAGCCCAGGACCCGGGUCUUCCAUAUACAACAUGCAGAAAUGUCCGAGGAGGCAGGGUUGGAUGUGAGAGGCAGCAGCGAGGAGAGAAGCAGCCAGGCGCCCAGAGACCCAGAAACCGAGAGGGCACCAGAGUCCACCCUGAGCGGCACCGCCAACACCCCGACUACCACCUCUACCAGCAGCAUCACCUCCAACCAGCACCACAACAACAGCGCUAGCCCCACAGCCGUCUCCAGCAGUAGCAGUAGCGGUGGCUCCAGUGGUGCCAUAGGUGUUAGCAUAGUUAGCCGCAGCGCUAAGGGAGCAGAGGGGAGGUCCUCCAUGCAGUUCAGCACCAGACCUCCCAGUGCUGAGCCCGGCUUCAUGGGGACAUGGCAGCAACAGAGCACUGACCAGAGCAACCUCCUCUUCAGAAUGUCCCAGCAGGCGGGUGCUGUAACGCGGCUUCCUCUGAAGUGCGACAGGUCGACUAUGGGCCGAGACCUUACAGACGAGGCCAUUCGCUGCACUCUGGUGAACUGCACCUGUGAGUGUUUCCAGCCAGGAAAGAUCCACCUGCGUACAUGUGACCAGUGCAAGCACGGCUGGGUGGCUCACGCGCUGGACAAGCUGAGCACGCAGCACCUGUACCACCCCACCCAGGUGGAGAUAGUUCAGUCCAACGUGGUGUUUGACAUCAGCAGCCUGAUGCUGUACGGGACCCAGGCGGUGCCGGUCAGACUGAAGAUCCUGCUGGACCGUCUGUUCAGUGUUCUGAAGCAGGAGGAGGUGCUCCACAUACUGCACGGCCUGGGCUGGACCCUGAGGGACUAUGUCAGGGGUUACAUACUGCAGGAUGCUGCGGGCAAGGUGCUGGACCGCUGGUCCAUUAUGUCUCGGGAAGAGGAGAUCAUCACCCUGCAGCAGUUCCUUCGUUUCGGAGAGACCAAGUCCAUCGUAGAGCUGAUGGCCAUCCAGGAGAAGGAGGGUCAGGCGGUCACCGUGCCCUCCUCCAAGACCGACUCAGGCAUCCGGACGUUCAUCGAGAGCAACAGCACGGGACGCGGCCGAAGCCCAGGCCUCCUCAACCACAUGGAGACCAGCAGCCCGUCCAGCAUCCACCACUUUGAGAACAUCCCUAACAGUCUCGCCUUCCUGCUGCCGUUCCAGUACAUCAACCCUGUGUCGGCCCCCAUGCUGGGCCUGCCCCCCAAUGGCCUGGCGCUGGAGCAGUCGGGCCUCCGGGUCCUCCACGACCGGGAUCGUGAGGCCAGCCUACCCAACCAGGGCGAGCCGGUGGAGAGCAGCGAGUCCGAAGUAUCCCUCAGCCCUUUCCGCAGCAGCGGUCAGAGCCCCAGCCGCAUCGGAGCCCUGGGGGGCAUGAACAACACCAUCGAGCCCAAACAGGAGCCCAACAACCGAGCAUCACCUAUCUCGCCCACUCCUUCCAACCAGCCGUCCCAGCAGCAGACAGAACAGCAGCAGCAAGGCCAGCAGCAGCAAGGCCAGGGGCAACCCGGGACCCCACGGCCUAGGUCCAACUCCCUCAACGACCACCAGGCCCACCACCACUUUGUGAAGAGCGAGCAGUCCAAGAGCAUUACCCACUCAUCCUUCUCCUCCAAGAUGCACCGCAUGCGCCGCAUGGGAGCCACCUCACGCAAGGGCCGUGUGUGCUGCAACUCGUGCGGCAAGACCUUCUACGACAAAGGUACUCUGAAGAUCCACUACAAUGCCGUACACCUCAAGAUCAAGCACCGCUGCACCAUCGAGGGCUGCAACAUGGUGUUCAGCUCGCUGCGCAGCCGCAACCGCCACAGCGCCAACCCCAACCCACGCCUGCACAUGCCCAUGCUGAGGAACAACCGCGACAAGGACCUCAUCCGUGGGUCGGGCCCCGGCACGCCCGUCAUCUCCAGCGCCAAGAGCGGCUUCACCCUCACCAGUCCCGGACGGCCGCCUCUGGGCUUCUCCACCCCGCCCCUGGACCCCUUGCUCCAGUCACCCCUGCAGAGCCCACUGGUCUUCCCCUCCCUGAAGUCGGUGCAGCCCAUCCAGCCGGUGCCCCCUUUCUACCGUACGCUGCUGUCCCCACAGCACCUGGUCAGUCCUCCAGUGUCACUGCCCACCAGCCCCAUCCUGCCCUCCACCACCAACACCACCUCUCUGAUGGACCAGCAGCAUCAGCUCCUGGCUGCCGCUGCAGCCGCAGCCUCCCACAACGCCCACAAUAUGUCUUCUGAAGGUGGGCUAAUGUCCCACCACAGGCUGCCCACCCCCAGUAUCCCCCAGCAGGAUUCAGCUGCUGCCACCAACACGGACCCCACGCCCAAGAAGAAGCCCCGUAAGUCCAGCAUGCCGGUGAAGAUCGAGAAGGAGGUGAUUGACGUGGCGGACGAGUACGAUGAGGACAAAGACGACGAUGAUGACGACAGCUGUCACCACCACCACCACCACCACCACCCCUCCUCCCACCUCCACCACAACAACAUCAAUGGAAACCGCAACAACAACAACAACAACAGCAGAGGAGGGAACAACAACGGCCACCACAGCGGCGGCAGCGGGCACCAGUCCCCCUCCCAGGAUGAGAUGAGCCCAGGCCUGAUGAGGGGACACCUGAUGAGGCACGACCAGGACGACUGCCGGGGAGAGGGACCCGGAGGCGAGGGCGGCAGGGGCGAGAGAGGAGGCCCAGGCGGUGAGCUCCGCUGCAUGGACAGCUUCACCUCCGAGGACCAGGACCACGAGAGAGACUUUGAGAACGAUUCUGAGACUUCGGACUCCAAGAUGUUCUACCGCGAGGAGAUGAUGGAGGUGGAGGAGCAGCACCAGAGGCUGAGGCUCAACUCCUCCAGGAGCUCCAGAGUAGGAGGAGGCAACAACCUGGAAAAGGACCAGGAGGACCUGCAGGCCAGAGAUGAGGAGGCGCAGCUGAGGAAGGAGAUGGAAGACCCCAAGAGCCGCACCUCACCCUCACCCCACCAGCCCGCCAUCAAGAUUAAGGAGGAGCUCAACGACCCCACCUACGACAUGUUCUGCAUGAGCCAGUACGGCCUCUACAACGGGGGCAUGGCGGCUGCCGCAGCCGCCGCCGCCAGCAUGGCUGCCCUUCACGAGAGCUUCAUCUCCUCCAUGAGCUACGGCGCCAGCCCGCCCAAGUUCCCCUCCUCGCACUCCCCCGAGGGAGAACUGUGCACCAGCCCCAACUCCAACGACCCCAAGAUCUGCUACGUGUGCAAGAAGAGCUUCAAGAGCUCCUACAGUGUCAAACUGCACUACAAAAACGUGCACCUCAAAGAGAUGCACGUGUGCACCGUGUCCGGCUGCAACGCCGCCUUCCCCUCCCGACGGAGCAGAGACAGGCACAGCUCCAACAUCAACCUGCAUCGCAAACUGCUUACCAAAGAGCUGGACGACAUUGUCCUGGACCCCCAACUCACGCCACUGCCCAAGGACCUGCGCGCCGAGUUCCUGGCUAAGAUCUACGCCGGGCACCACUUGGGCCUGGACGCCAUGGCAGGGGCGGGCAUUGGUGGCGCCAGCCUGGGGGGAGGAGGGCUGAACCGUGACGCCAGCUCCCCGGCAGGCACCGAUUACCCCCACCACCACCCCCUAAAUCAUCACCACCACCACCACCCCCUCCACCACCCCCUCACCAACGGCUUCUACCACCGCAGUGGCCCCCCAGACGACUACAUGGUGCUGGACCUGAGCACCGCGUCCAGCAUUCAGUCCAGCGGGUCAGUCCAUUCAUCACGCCAGUCGGACGAGGGCAGCGACGAGGGCAUCCUAUUGGAUGACCUGGAGGAGGGAGGGGUCAGCGACGGGGAGGACUGCUCCCAGCAUGCCCCGGGGCAGGCAGGGGCCGGGAGGCGGCGGGACCAGGUCGGCGAGGGAGGAGUCGGAGGAAGAUCGGAAGAAGGUCUGACCGGCACCGACCCCUCCUCUUCGCCGACCGUCCUGUCUUCCACCGGUGGAAGUGGUGGGAUCCUGUGCAGCAUCUGCCACAAAGUGUACAGCAACAAAGGGACCCUACGCGUGCACUACAAGACUGUCCAUCUGCGCGAGAUGCACAAGUGCAAAGUGGCCGGCUGCAACAUGAUGUUCUCCUCGGUGCGCAGCCGCAACCGCCACUCUCAGAACCCCAACCUCCACAAAAACAACGUGCCCUUCACCACCAUGGUAGACUAGCCCAACCCCCUGGCCCUCGUCUGGCCAACUCUAGUCCCUUCAUCGACUCCCUUCUCACCCCAAACCAUGAGCUCUUACCCCCAGGAACUACACCUUACCACCCCUAGACGUCAUGCACCACAGUUCUCUUUCCCUUCGAUGAGAUCCAGUGACUAUAUACAGUAAGCAUUGACUUUUGACCUUUCCUUCUUUGGAAGAACGAGGAUGAGACACUUGAAGUGUCUUUAUUCCAAAAACUGGCCCUGCCGGUUUCCCAUAAACCCCAUGUCCUAUUUCCCAUAUGUCUUUGUUUUUGUCCAUCUCCAAAGAAUCUAUUCAAACUCUUAUUUGUGACUGUUGCCUGCAGAAAUGAUAAAAAUAUAAAUCUUCUUGUUGUAUUUGUGUAAUGAUAGCUUUUAAAGGAAACCCCAUACAAGAGCAUGACUGCUUCAUUUGUAAAUAAUAUGUCCCAAGAGGCUAUUGGUGUAAAACAAUUGUAUUUGAUGGUUGUUAGCUAUUUUUGUUGGUUCUCUUUUUUGGUUUUUAUGUUACAGUACAAUACUUCCAGCGCUAAGGUAGGCAAGAAAGAGGUAGCAUCUUCACUAGCUUGACUCAUUUAUGUUAGUUUAAAAAACAUUUUUAAACUGAGAAGGAGAAGAACUAAUGAUCAUGUGACUUGUUGUAUCUACUUGUUAGAUAUGCGGAGGUUGCCGGCAUGCUUUUUUUUGGGCUCCUACACCAAUAUCAUUCUCUGUUCUUUUGUUUUUGUUAUCAUUUAUAGCUUUUACUAUACCAAGUCAGUUUUUCGCACUUUGCAACUAUACAAGCGGGAUGUGUAAUAUUAUUACAAGGACUUUGCGAUGUUUUUGGUUACCGCGAUGUUCGGGGUCUGAGACGGCCACAGUGCCAAGGGGAAAUGACUUAGCAUACUUGUGGCAGGUUGAUUUUUUUUUUUGCACGUGUUCAGUUUCAAAAACGCUAUUUCACAACAAAAGACCCAUAUUUCUCCUGAACGAAUCCAAACAUCCGGCCCAUUUACUCAAAUAAUGGUAUUCAGGAAAAGUCUAAGUAUUUCUGCUCUACCAGAUACAGUAACGUGACUGACCACAAGACAGCUGCUGGUUUUCAAGGCAGAAGAUUUAAGUAUUGAGGAAUUUAGUUUGUGUUAUUUUCAUUUCAAGGAGUGUAAACCCAGUGUGUGACUGUAAUAUCACAGUACUUGGCUACAGAGGUUGAAGUAGGCUAAUCUUUCUACUGCAUGUGGUAUUUGUGACCUAAAACAAGCGUUGGUUGAGUGUCCUAUUAUUUUAUACACGUUUCCAUGCAAAAAAUGGCCAUCCUAUCAGAAGUAUUGUGAAUGUCACAUUGAUUAUAAAACAAAGAAAUAGUCCUUAAACUGUGACCAAAAGAAGCAUUGGUUUUUAAAACAUCUAUAAUUUUCCGCCAUACAGUUGUACUUUAACUUACACCCCAUAAGUUGAUAUGAUGCACUUGAGUCUUAAGCAUUUUGCUAUAUUUUUUCAGUAUUGAUUUCCAUUGCUGAUUGUCAGCUUCAAAGGUGAACUCUGUGAAACUCUGUCGCCAUUGCCUGGCUGUUUUCGGAGUUAUUUGCAGCCAUUUUCCUUGUUUCCAUACACAUCUUAAGGUACAAAUGUUUCAGAUAACUAGGCAAAGUAGCCAGGGGAAGGGGUAUUUAUUGGCGGGGGAUGUCAUCUUGAUGCAGAUGUCUUGUCCAAUAUCAAUUCCUUUUUUUUUUUGAAAGAAAAGAAACAAAGAAAGACAGAUCGGUCUUCAUUUUGAGUCUGUGCCCUUGAGUUGAUGGUUAUUAUUGUGUUUUUGUCGUGUUACUAUGGUUGUGAAAAAAUUGAGAGCUCCUCUUUCUUGAUUGGUGCUUAUCUAAAGGGGAUAAAAACGCACAGUGUUACGUGGUAUACAGUAUUCAAACCCCCGUUAUAUCCAUGAAAGUGUUGGACAGUUUUUUUUUUGUAUGACUAUUUUGCAAUGGGCAUGAUGGACCCUUUGAUGGACACGUUGGUGUAAACUCUUAAGACUUCUCCUCUCUCUACCAACCUCCACGACACUGGCAGCAGGCUUCACCCCUCUCCUCUCUCUACCAACCUCCACGACACUGGCAGCAGGCUUCACCCCUCUCCUCUCUCUACCAACCUCCACGACACUGGCAGCAGGCUUCACCCCUCUCCUCUCUCUACCAACCUCCACGACACUGGCAGCAGGCUUCACCCCUCUCCUCUCUCUACCAACCUCCACGACACUGGCAGCAGGCUUCACCCCUCUCCUCUCUCUACCAACCUCCACGACACUGGCAGCAGGCUUCACCCCUCUCCUCUCUCUACCAACCUCCACGACACUGGCAGCAGGCUUCUCCCCUCUCCUCUCUCUACCAACCUCCACGACACUGGCAGCAGGCUUCACCCCUCUCCUCUCUCUACCAACCUCCACGACACUGGCAGCAGGCUUCACCCCUCUCCUCUCUCUACCAACCUCCACGACACUGGCAGCAGGCUUCACCCCUCUCCUCUCUCUACCAACCUCCACGACACUGGCAGCAGGCUUCACCCCUCUCCUCUCUCUACCAACCUCCACGACACUGGCAGCAGGCUUCACCCCUCUCCUCUCUC
Oncorhynchus mykiss (rainbow trout) is the source of this 7496-nucleotide messenger RNA. Lineage: Eukaryota; Metazoa; Chordata; Actinopteri; Salmoniformes; Salmonidae. The record is from RefSeq and is a predicted model, not a curated record.